ACACUUUGAAAAGAUGCCCUUUAGCUCGCAGUUUAUGCACGGACAGCGUAUUCAGGCUCCUGAAGGUUAUGAGUGGGACUGGUCGUUUAUAACCUCGAGAAUUACGCGAAAUCCCAUCGAUUACAUAAUUUUCUUGAUUUUUCUGGUACACAUUUUUGGUUUCUUCAUUCUGUUGGUCUGGCUGAGGAUCCAGCAGUCAAAGAAGCGAUUGUUCUUGGUUUCUGGUUGAAAAUGGAUCUCUGCUGGCUGGAGGGACAGAUUUUGGACUACGCCGACAUCACCAGGCUUCCGUCUACUCAUUACAAUUUGCUUAUACUUGGAGACGUGGACCUGAUUUUGGACUCAUUCAAGGCGGUCAACCCUUCCCUGGAGAACAUCGUAUAGUUGCCUCUUUGCAAAUGUGAUGCUAUAGAAGCCCAACGGACCGAUAAGCUACUCGUUUGUGGCUUUAGAUGAAUGCGUCAACGUCCAUUUAUGGGCUACCAGACACCCAGAACUUGCCAAGGUGAUUAUCGAUAAAUUUGCAGAGGACACACUUUACUGCAAGCUCUUUGUUUUAUCCUGCGAUUCUCUAUUCUCCAAGAAUGUGCUUGAAUCACUCAAUGGUUUGUCAUGUUGCAUCCAUAGAUGACCAUUUAGGACAGAAGGUAGAGUUUGCACUGGUAGAUUUGGUAUCGGAGGAGUUUCAAAAUGGACUAAAUGUGGGAUCGUUUAGAGCGACAGUAAAGGAUGGGCUCAUAGAAAACUUUUUCAUCUUAUACAAGACAAUUUAUGAGUUUUUC
Molecule: messenger RNA, 782 nt
Organism: Theileria equi strain WA
Lineage: Eukaryota; Apicomplexa; Aconoidasida; Piroplasmida; Theileriidae
Exons: 2
Coding region: 232-384 (50 amino acids)
Source: RefSeq, a predicted model, not a curated record